GGUCAUUCUCGGCUGCCGUACAUACAUUCUCGCAGAGGGAGAAAGAAGGCGCGCGGUGUGUAUAAAUAUAUUUAUAUUUCGCGUUGCCGUUCAGCGUUAAUGAAGCCCCAUAUGCGUGUUGUCGCGCGCAUGCCCACGCGCAGGCUGAGUGGUCUCGAGCUGAAUGAGUAUGUGUGUGGGACUGACGGACGGAAGGACUGACGGACGCCUCGUCACUUCGCAUCUUCAUCCUGAGACGCUUCAGGAGCUCUCGACGGCGCUGCGAGCGCCCGCUGAGAGAUGAUAAACUGGUGGAGAUAACAAAGGAAAAGGAAGGGAAUCUAGAGGUUCUUUAGGAGCGCAGGGAGGGUCCAGACAUGGCCGGAGGGGGAGCGAGGAAGGGGAAACGGACUGGGCUCCCUGGGUUCUGCUGGAAGACCUGCUACUUUAACGUCCUCUUCUGGGUGGUGUCUGUUUGUGGAGAAGAAAGGACCUUCAUCGUGGAGACAUGGUUGAAGAAUUAUGGCUACCUGCUCCCCGACAACAUACGAACAUCAGACUUACGGUCCGAAAAAUCCAUGCAGUCUGCAGUUGCUGCCAUGCAGCGGUUCUAUGGCAUUCCUGUGACAGGUGUCCUCGACCAAACAACCAUUGAGUGGAUGAAGAAACCUCGUUGUGGUGUUCCUGAUCACCCACACUUCAGCAGACGGAGGAGAAAUAAACGUUAUGCCCUCACCGGUCAGAAAUGGAGGGACAAAAAAAUUUCAUACAGCAUACACAACUUUACACCAAAGGUGGGGGAGAAGGAUACACAGCGGGCAAUACGGCAGGCCUUUGAUGUGUGGCAAACCGUCACCCCACUGACUUUUCAGGAAGUGGCCUAUCCUGAGAUCAAGAAAGAUGGAAAGGAGGCAGACAUUAUGAUUUUCUUCGCCUCAGGAUUCCAUGGUGACAGUUCACCAUUUGACGGGGAGGGAGGUUUUUUAGCGCAUGCCUACUUCCCAGGUCCUGGAAUCGGAGGAGACACGCAUUUCGACUCAGAUGAGCCCUGGACUUUAGGAAACUCUAACCAUGAUGGUAAUGACCUUUUCCUGGUUGCCGUCCAUGAGUUGGGCCAUGCAUUGGGUCUUGAACAUUCCAAUGACCCCAGUGCAAUCAUGGCCCCUUUUUACCAGUAUAUGGAGACCCACGACUUCAAACUACCACUAGAUGACCUUCAAGGCAUCCAGAAAAUAUAUGGUAUCCCAACAGCAAUGUUGGAGCCAACACGGCCUCUUCCCACCCUCCCAGCUCGACGGACUCAUUCUACGUCUGAGAGGAAGCAUGACCGGCAGACCCGCCCGCCUCGACCUCCAUCUGGAGACCGCCCCUCUUCUCCUGGUUACGGAAGACCCAACAUAUGUGACGGCAACUUCAACACAGUGGCCUUUUUCAGACGAGAAAUGUUUGUUUUCAAGGAUCGAUGGUUCUGGCGUUUGCGCAAUAACAAAGUACAGGAGGGAUACCCCAUGCUGAUUGACCAGUUUUGGAAAGGGCUGCCACCUCGCAUUGAUGCUGCCUAUGAGAGAUCUGAUGGCAAAUUUGUCUUCUUUAAAGGUGACAAGUACUGGGUUUUUAGGGAGGUUACAGUUGAGUCAGGAUACCCCCACAGCCUGGUGGAGCUGGGGAACUGUCUGCCCCGUGACGGAAUUGACACAGCCCUCCGCUGGGAGCCCGUGGGUAAGACGUACUUCUUUAAGGGUGACCAGUACUGGCGUUAUAACGAGGAGAAGCGGAUGACUGACCAGGGCUAUCCCAAACCCAUCACUGUGUGGAAGGGCAUCCCUGAGGGACCUCAAGGAGCAUUCAUCAGCCGGGAGGGAUUUUACACCUACUUCUACAAAGGAAAGGAUUACUGGAAGUUCGACAACCAGAAGCUGAUGGUGGAGCCAGGCUACCCAAAGUCCAUCCUCAAGGACUGGAUGGGCUGCGACCAAUCCGAAAUGGAGAAGAACAGGCACCUCCCUCACGACGACAUCGACAUCAUGGUAGCCAUCAACAAUAUGCCGAGCACUGUAAACGCGAUUGCCGUGGUGAUUCCCUGCAUCUUGUCUCUGUGCAUUCUGGUCCUCGUCUAUACCAUCUUCCAGUUUAAAAACAAAGCCGCCCCCCAGCAUGUGACCUACUACAAACACCCAGUGCAGGAAUGGGUAUGACAGGCAGGGGACACAGCAGAAUUAAACACUAGAGGACAGUAGCCAGGGCUACUAAGACAUUGGAAGCACCUACAUGACCAGUGGUUUUAGUGGAUGUGGUGAAGUCCCUGUUUAUCCAUCUGUAACAAAACCAAAACCACAAACAUUGUCUUUGUUGGCUUAAUUCCUCAGGGCCUUCCCUCCCAAACAUUCCAACAGGGAGGCAACAAGGCAGUUAGAGGACCAACACACUGAUUUUCAACCCUCAACCGAGGGGAGCCAGUAGCUAGACUCCAGCAAAUCUUUUUUUUGUUGCUCCUAACACGAACUUGUACAGGAAUGUCAAGAAUUUUUUUAAGUAAACGAAAACAACAGAGGUUGUUAAAUGUCAAACACUUGAAUAACAAUGUCAGUAGAAUGGCCAUAGAACAAAAAAAACAAGUUUUCUUUACCUUCUUUACAACUUUUUGAUGGUGUACAAAACAACACUUCAACACUGGCAUUUUAGUGUGUGUCUGGGGGGGGGGUGCCUUUCUUCUGACUGCUACUCAGAUUUCUCAGAUUGGUUGAGGAGAUUAGGUAUGACAUGAUCUUUUAUUUGAUCUUUGAUCAGGAAAUGUGAUUUUUUUAGGGAUUCGUCACAGAGAAUUGGAAGAUGUUAGGAAGAAGGAAGCCGUUUUCUGUGGAGUUUGAUGAUUUGGAAUUGAAUAGGCAACUGUUGAUCAGUGUAUUAAUGGUUUCUUUAACAUGUUUUGUCUCUUUAAAGCGAGAAUUUCCUUUUCUGUCUCUGCUAAUAUUAUUAUGACGCCACCUAUGUGUCAUUUUUUAUAAACAUGGUGUUUCCUAAAAAUGACCUGUGUUUGCACAUUUAGAAUAUAAUUUAAUGUUCUGUCCAUUUAACAUUUUAGAGGUCAGUUUUAGGCAGGUGAUGCAUUAUCAUUAUUCAACAUAAAAACCACUCGGCCCUGUAUUAGAGGAUCUUUUUCACAGGUCUUGUUUGUUAAUAUAUUGCAGUAUUGAGGCUAAAUGCUGAUUUUUAACAUGAUUAGCAGACCACACAGCAGAUGUUUCAUGUUUUUUAAAGAACAAUCCUUGAAGAUCAUGAGAAUUUUGAACUCAUGAGCGGAUAUUUCUGAAUUGGUUUAGUGGUACACAAAAGUCACGGUUUUGACCAGGCUUUGUAGUGUUUAAACAUUAGCAUGUUCAGUGUAUUAUCACACACACCCCACAACAAUGACAUAAUUAUCUGAAAAAGUCUGAAAACCUUGCAUUCAAUGUAAACAAAACAGAAAAAAGAAAAAGGAAAAAACAGAAAUCUGUAAGACAACAAAUGUGAGAAAUUAUUACAAAGUUCCCACAAUACCCUGCAAAAAAAUUGUUAUGUCUAGGUGGAACUCAUGCUUAAGAAAUUUGAAUCCCCCUUUCUGAUUCAGAGUAACUGAAACAAAAAAAUACCAAAAUGAAUCCCAACAUUGUCAGCUCUAUUGUUACAGACUAAAAUGGUUAAAACAUGCAGUGUAACAUUACAGUGACUAUUUCUGUUGAACAGUUCCCUCACCUGUGUGCAGUAUCUCCUUUUCUUUAGUUUCUAUUGUCUAUCAAGCACUGAUACAUACUGUAAAAGCACCACAGUCGAGGAAUUUAUCUCAUAGUUGUCCUCUAUAAACCUUUAAAAAAAUCACAUUUUACCUAUUUUAAGCAGACAGACAUGUGGAAGCAACUUUAGAACAGUGUAAAUCAGAGGUGUGUAACUACUCCAUAUGUACACUCCUGAGGGAAAUCCUAAGACCAGUUAUAAAAUUGCACUAUACGAUUUUAAGAAGGUUCAAGAAAGGAUGCAAGAAACCAAAUAUAUAUUGGCAACUGCAUUUACACUUAAACAUGCUUUUUUCGGCUGAUGAAAAGUUUAAUACCACAGCCCUCAAGAGGAGCGAAUCAGGAAAAGCCCCUGGACUGAUGUCAACCUGUAAAUUAGGAUUCAUGACCUUGCCCGUCUUGGCUUGCGACCGCCCACUGCAAGGCCGUGGAGGGAGUGUCACAGUGCUGUUAGCCAAACAAAGGCGAUACAUUUGCAUCCCAUGAAUACUCAUGAGUAACAACCGAAAUCCUGACGUUCAUCCUCGCCCACCCCCAAACUAAAACAGCCUGAAACAGCAACACAAAAACCUGUUCACAGGGCAUUCAUCCAUACUAGAGACCUCUGCAACAUCAGUGAAAAACAUAAAAGGAGACCUUUAAAGGAUCCUGAGGGUUAUGGAGCGAAAAGUCAGGUGGUAGACCCAAAAAAAUUAACCCACACCGAGCCACAUGAUCUGAUUGACUGAUUGUUGAGACACGGAUCAAUCCGCAACCCAAAUUAAGGCCAUUACUGGUAUUGCCUGCAGUUGAGUACCCAUCAGUCAGCAUCUGCCAGGGACAGGCUUCAGAAACAAAAAAGGUCUUCAAAGGCCACGUCUUCUUCACUGUUUGGGAUUUGCAAGAGAACACCAAACAUUGGACAUUAAAAGGUAGAAGAAGGUUUCAUUCGCUUAGAAAUAAAUUUACCUUGACUGUCCUGAUGGCCUUCAACAUUACUGGCAUGACGAAAACGCCCGCCUGACAAAGGACUUCUUCCAGAAGAAGAAUAAUACUCUUUUGGACCAUCCUGCGAGUUCCCCUGAUCUACAAUCUGAAUAAGAACAUUUGGGGAUGGAUGGCAAGUGAAGUUUUAAAAAAUGGACAUCAGUUCCACACCUGUGUGAAGCCAACUUCUACAUUUGGAACAAUGUUCACACAAGCCUCCUGGAAACACUAAAUCUAGCAUGCAUACAUGAUUGUUUGAUGUGAUCAAUAAGAUUGGUUAAGCUACUAAGAGUGCUUUUUUGACACUUUGAGUUUGUUUUAAGAGAGUUUUAUAAGUACUGCUGAUUCUUUAUAAAUAUUUUCUGAAUCUCCCCAUUAUCAACUGUUGUGGUACAGUAGGCUGGACUUUAGCCUACAGGUUCCCAUCAUUUGCCUAAAUGUUUUAUUAGAGGCGUAAAUGUUAUAACAAAGGUUCCUUCACUUUGAUCAUUUAUAUCUUUACAAACGAUAAAUAAUGAUAGCAGUGCUGUGCAUAUCUAUAGUAGAGUUUUUGGCCUUCUAUUAAAAGAACAAAGCAUUACUUGAGUUUAUUCUAAUGUUAUACAGAGUUAAUUGCUGGUAGGCACACUCACUAAUCACUGACUGUUCUUUCUCUGUAUUGUUCAGUCUCUCUGCUGAUAUUUCUACUGAUAUAAAUACAGUUAGGUAGGUUGCUGGCCUAUCAGUAACACUUCAGAUUGUGCCCCAAAUGCCCAUUAUACCCUUGAUAUAUUAAACGUUUCUGAAUGGUCGGUCAAAAUGAAUGUUUUCUUCAGACAUGCAUCUGUAUGUGGUCAGAGCCAGCAGAUGCAUCUGAAUAAGAGAAAAUUAAGUGUUCUCGGCUUUUGUCUUCCAAAAAACUCUUCACUCUAAUUAGCAUUCUGUGUGUGUGUGUGAGAGAGAGAGAGAGAGGGGUUUGUGUGUUAGAUGGUUUGUGCAUAUCUCUGUAGGUCUUCUUUAAGAAAUUGUGCCUUGCUUUAAAUGUUUAAUUAGGAGCACUCGUUAGCUACACACAACAAAUUAUGUGCUUUUUACACCUUUAUAUCAACUAUUUUUUUGUCUGCACUGUUAAUAACUGAUCAUUUGAGCCCAUAUCAUGUAAUAUUCAUAUUUAAGCUCAAGAACAGAUUCUUUAAUUUUUUUUUUUUUUGUAAAGACAAUAAUUCUACUGAAUAAAGAACCAUUAUAACUCAACUAGUUGAAUGCCGUUUUUCAAAUACAACCCAACUCAUAAAAAGUUGGGACAGUAUGAAAAGCAUGUGGUCAGUACAUGGUUCUCCAAACAUUCUCUAUUGGGAACAGGCCGAUCUGCCUGCGGUAACCAAACCCUUCUUCCACAGCCAUGCCUUUUUAGAAUGUGCAGCAUGUGGUUUUGCUUUGUCAAGAUUUUUGAACUACUUCCUCUCCAAACAGUGUUCCCUGAAAUGCACAAUUGAAAUAUCUCAGGUUCAUGCUUUUAUUGUUUCUCACUAAAGAUGAGCUUUCACACUGUGGCAGUUUAUGUUGUGCUAGUUCUCCCUGACACAGUUGUGUUGUUAGGACAUUUGAAAAGUUCACACAUAUACAUUUUAUGGGGCAGUGGCUGAACGUUUAGGUGUGUUACACUCACUCUAAUCAGGACUGCAGAAGAAGUAAGAGUGAAAUGAAUUCCUGCUGUCUGGUGUCAGAAUUAAGCAGUUGGGGAACAGUAGCAUUUAUGGUUUAAUAUCUACAACGAUUUUUCUACAGAGCAGAGCCAUACCAACAUUAAUCCUGGCUGUAUUAGAGAGUAAACAGGUGUGCAUUUCCUGAUAACAAAAUAUCUUAUCGAUUUUACUUUAAGAACACCAAUUCUGCAAAAGCCUUCUUAUUCUGCCAAGUUAUAAACGGGUUUUAUGUAGUAUCUGCGCUAGAAAAAAAAACAGCAGUCAAAACUGAACCACAGCUUUACAUACACUUUCUUAAUAUUAUACCACAAAAGUAUCAUUAAGCAAAUAUUAAUCUAAAAUAAAUAAGUAUUCAAAAAGUAGUAUUAAACAAAAAUAAAGAAAUGUUUAAAAAGCCAGUAUAUGGGCAAUAUAUUUACAUUUUAUGCCCAAUGUUCAUUACUAACUUCAUUACUAAUUACUCUAUCAAUAUUUAGUGCAAUGGUGUUCCUUACCUCUAACAGGUAAAGGUUCAAUUAGGAUUAUUCACAAAUUUAUCAUAAAAAAAGUACAUAAAAAUUUCUUACUUUUUUAAUGUUUUACUACAUAGUUACUUUUGAAAGACCAAUGUAAAAAAACAUUAGUUCUACAUAACAUUGCAAUUUUGUUUUAGUUUUUGUUUUUGCAGGUGGUGGUUGCAAAUAUGUGAGAUGAAACAUUUUCAUAUUAUAUCUUGAUUACAGUAAAUAAGGCAAGCAGAAGACGUUUCAUACUGAAAAAUGAAAUGGUCAAUGUCACAUAACAGUAGGGUUCAAAUAAUACAACACAAAAAUAAUAUGUUUGCAUGGUUUUAUUAAACACAUGUUAAUAUUCACAGUGAGGGGAAAAAGGUAUGUAAAUCUUUAGAUUUAAUAACUGGUUGACCCUCCUUUGGCAGCAAAAACCUCAACCAAACGUUUCCUGUAUUUGCAGAUCAGACCUGCACAACAGUCAGGAGGAAUUUUAGAUCAUUUCUCUUCACUAAACUGUUUCAGUUCAGCUAUAAUAUUCUUGAGAUAUCUGGUCUGAAUAACUUUCUUGAGGUCAUGAUGCCACAGCAUCUCAAUUGGGUUGAGGUCAGGACUCUCCAGAAGGAGUAUUUUCUUCUGUUGAAGCCGUUCGGUUGUUGUUUUACUUCUAUGUUUUGGGUAGUUGUCCUGUUGCAACAUCCAUCCUCUGUUGAGCUUCAGUUGGUGGUCUUAGGUUUCCUGCAAAAUGUCUUUGUUGGAAUUAUUUUUUUCGUUGAUGACGGCAAUCCGUCCAGGACCUGAAGCAGCAAAGCAGCUCCAAUCCAUGAUGCCCCCUCCACCAUAUUUCACAGUUGGGAUGAGGUUUUGAUGAUGGUGCGCUGCUGUGCCUUUUUUUUCCACAUGGUGUGUUCCUAAACAACUCAAUUUUGGUUUUAUCUGUCCACAGUAUAUUUAGUCAGUACUGCUGUGGAACAUCCAUGUG
Molecule: messenger RNA, 7870 nt
Organism: Astyanax mexicanus (Mexican tetra)
Lineage: Eukaryota; Metazoa; Chordata; Actinopteri; Characiformes; Acestrorhamphidae
Gene: mmp24
Product: matrix metallopeptidase 24
Exons: 9
Coding region: 357-2174 (605 amino acids)
Biological process (GO): proteolysis; extracellular matrix organization; collagen catabolic process
Cellular component (GO): extracellular matrix
Molecular function (GO): zinc ion binding; metalloendopeptidase activity
Source: RefSeq, a predicted model, not a curated record